Populus trichocarpa (black cottonwood) is the source of this 1263-nucleotide messenger RNA. Its product is annotated as protein NDH-DEPENDENT CYCLIC ELECTRON FLOW 5. The transcript is spliced from 3 exons. Bases 68 to 1249 code for a protein of 393 amino acids. Lineage: Eukaryota; Viridiplantae; Streptophyta; Magnoliopsida; Malpighiales; Salicaceae. Gene Ontology annotation, biological process: carbohydrate metabolic process. Gene Ontology annotation, molecular function: carbohydrate binding; catalytic activity. The record is from RefSeq and is a predicted model, not a curated record.
AUUAUGUGCAAUAGAAUAGCAGCUUUUUUCAUUUUCUGCUUGAUGAUGCCAGAUAUUUUUCACAAGUAUGGCUUUGAGUUCUCUCUUUUCACUGAGCUUCACUUCUACCCCCUGCACAAGUCUCACCAACAGGCAUUUAUUUAAUUUCCACCCUCAUCUUCACUCUAGUUCUCUUCAAUACUCUAGCAAGAAGAGAGAAUUCCCACUUCCAUCAGUGGCUUCAAUUCCAUACCAACCAAUCAAUGUAGACUACUUGGAAGAAGAAUUCAGUGGCCAUGGAGUCACUUUCGAACGUCUUAGUGAUAGCUGCGUUGCCAAGAUGACGGUGGAAAAUGGGAGCAGCGUCACAUUGAUGCUACCAAGCGGCUUAAUCACAUCAUACAAGGCUCGCAUGUGGCAUGGAGGUACAGUUGAGCUGCUGCAAACUUCAGUCUUGGAGGGGGAGGAUGGAAGUGCUGCUAUACGAGGAGGGGUUUCUCCAGCGUUUAACUUUGACAGUGAUGGUGAAAUUUCAUGGUCUCCAAGUACUUGGGCUCUCAAGGAUAUUAGAGGAGAUUCUCAUGACACUAUUCAGGUUGAAAUGGUAAGCACUGAUGCAAAAGAUAUGGUUGAAGUAAGAUACAUCUUGAGUCUCCGUGAAGAAACCUUAAGCUCAGAGCUAACAGUCUCAAACUUAAAAUCUUCAUCGAUCCAAAUGAGGGGCGGCAUCAUUAGCCAUCUGACAGUAAGCACACCAGAAGCAACCUUUGCAUAUGGAUUAGAGGGAUCGGACUUCUAUAACAGGCCUGUGUUCUUAUCAAAUUUCGGCAUUGUUCCUCCUGACCUUAGCCAAAAACGUGGAUUUGGUUCUGGCCAACUGUGGGGCAAUUUGGGGUUCAAUGGUUUUCUUACUGGCUGGGAUGCAAGAAACCAGAAGAACGGUGAUAAAGGAAACGAUAGUCUAAUAGAGAGCGAAGAAAUGGAGGGUGAAGAGAAUGAUAAUUAUAAGAAUUUAACUGAGGAAAUGAGCAGGAUUUACACCAGCGCACCGCGAGACUUCACAAUCAUUGACAGGGGCAGAAGAAACUCAGUUGUUGUAGGAAGGGAGGGGUUCGAGGAACUAUACAUAUUUAGUCCUGGUUCAAGCCGUGAAAGCUAUGGCAUGUAUUCUUUUAUAUGUGUAGGCCAAUCAGCCAUGCUUAAACCAGUAACUUUGAAUCCUGGAGACGCAUGGACAGGCAGUCAGCAUUUACACAAUCCAAAUCUCUGAGUACCAUUGAAACA